Messenger RNA from Bradysia coprophila, 4261 nucleotides. It is a transcript of the gene atos, whose product is annotated as atos homolog atossa. The record is from RefSeq and is a predicted model, not a curated record. NCBI's taxonomy places the organism in Eukaryota, Metazoa, Arthropoda, Insecta, Diptera, Sciaridae.
AAUCGAAUGGUAGUAGAGAGUCCACCAUCAUAUUUUCAGAUGAAUUUUGAAAGCGAUUUCGUGAACAACAAAAAAGUAAAGAAAAAUUUAGUGUUCGUUCCCUUGAUUUCAAAUAUAUUUUAUUAGAUAUUGAACAACAGUUUAAGAACGUUUGUGGUUCAUCCUUUUUGUAUUUGGAUUUCAAGUGGAAUAUCAAAUAAAGGCAAAAUUGUUAAAUUUCGUGUCGAUUUUUAUCAGUCAAGAACAAUACAAAGAACUCUGGGAUCCAGUUUCAAAAAAAAUAAAAGAGAAGAAGACGAUCAAUUUUAAUAUAAUUCGCAUUGAGGAAAAAAACGAAUGAAAAAGUAAAAUAAAAAAGUAUUGUGAAAGGAAACGUAUUUGAGAACAUAAAAAGAGGGGCAGCGAAUAAUGUUAGUUUUAAGUGCGAAAAAAAUUAAUUUAUCGAUACAAAAUGGAGUGAAAUAAUAUUGGAUUAAUUUUGUGGAGUGUCUGAAGUAUCAUUUAGGCAAGAUGCACAGCGGCAGUUCAUUAACAUCAAAUAAUCCAGCCUUCUCAAUAUCCAUUGGCAUCGCGUCAUUGGUUCUAGAAGGUCGGCCAUUAUCCGAUGAUGAUUACGCCUUGGAGUAUGAUUCAUCCACACAGCGUACCAGAAGUGACGUAACUUCUGGUGCACAGGCUUCCACUGCCACCGAUAUACAAUCGAUUCGGACACCCCAUCACAUGGAAACGGACACUGUACAGCAUGUACAACGACUACGGCAAAAAUUACUACAACUUCGUUCGGCACCUGGUACGAGUCGUGACUGUGUUGUUGAUCAAUCGAUCUCUGUUCUGUCAAGUUCGGCAACAACCAGCUAUGAUUCGGAUGAGGAAUUGGAAACUAUUUACAAGAAGCAGCAACAAUUGCAGGAGGAAAAUUUGUUAAAUUCGCUACAAUCGUUAGCAUCGAAUUGUUUGAAAUCUACACCACGAUCGUUUAGCAAAUCUCAUGGUCUAUUUCGUACAGUGGAGGCUUGGACCGCGGAUCAGUCGAAGCAGGUAUCUGCUUCGAUAACGGCUCAGUUUACCGCUGUUAAUUCCAAUAAAAAGAAAUUGGAUAAAAGCGUUAAGAAAACCGGACCCCACUGCGAACAAUUUAUGAAAAAAAUUGGAUUGAUUAAGGGUGCUAGCGGUGGAACGGACGCAUUGGAUUUGGAUGAACAUUAUUGUUCAGCGAAAAAUGAAACGUGCUUUCGUUGGCAAGUACACUACAAGCAGUUGGCUUCAGUUUUUUCUCGUGGCGACCCCAUAUGCAUUGAGGUUUAUUUGGGACCAGAAAAUCAUGUCAUUUUAUUGGAGCAAUGGAUUAUCCAAUUAUGUGACAAGUCCAAUCAAAUGACAAUGACCCUGCAAUCUCUAUGCUCAGCCAUUCGAAGUCAAUUAUAUUUCUCACAAAUAACGGCUUGGAGUGAUUUACUCAAAACGUCAUCGCAUAACGAUUCGGAAAUCCAAUCGAACCCCCGCAUCAAACGUUUCGCUUUCAAACCACCCAAAUUGGACAUAUUAUAUCGAAUACGACCGUAUGAUACGACCGCAUGCUUCAAAUCGAAGCCAACUGUACACAAUUUCCCAGAUGCCAUCAUAUCCGAUAGUCUAACCGUCAAGGUGUGCUUGAAAAGUUUGCCACGUCUCCACGAAAUUCCGAAGUUGCAACACGAAAACCAAAUUCCCGAUGCGAUCAAUUGUUUAACUCAAGCGAUGGUCGUUGACCAUCUUGCCCACCCUUGCACGGAAAAGGGCAAACAUCGGUGUGCGUUCGAUGACGAAUCCGUUACAGACGAAAUGGAUGCAAGUCCAUCGAUGGCAACGCAUCGAGAUCGCCAAUUGCAGAAAUAUAGGAAGCGUAUGCAGCGUCGCGAUAAGAAGAAACGAUCCGAAGAAGCAAUGGAUUCGGAUGGCUUUUGUACUGGAACAUCGUCUGACCAACCAAUGUCACCGACAUUAGUUCGUCAAGACUCGAUCAAUUCAAUACGUUUACCGCUGUAUUCAUGUUUGACCAGCAAAUCGAACAGUCCGAUAAACACUGCCGCUCACAUAACCAAAUCUACACAAACUGCCAAUGUUGAGAAACGUUCUAUAUCUACGCAAACUGACGUCGAUGACCCACCAUAUCCAAGUUGUAAUUUUUGUGGCAUUGAAAUGCAAUUUGUUUGCUGGAACUGUGAUACAAAGGUGUUUGAAGCGGCUGACAAGACGCGAGUAUCGCCGCAGUGUGUCGACAAGGCGAAUCUAUUGUUGCAGGCUAUCCAGAGAACACCAUGCCGGAAGCAGAGAGCACAAAGAAAAUGCGAAAGUGGCGGCCGUAAGGAAGUGUGUAGCACAAAUUCAAACACCAAUAAUUGCCAUCAAUCGGCAAGUGAUAAUUUAACGUGUGAAAGAAGCGCUUGUGAUAGUGGCGUAGAAUUUAGUGAUUGUCGUCUGUGUAAGCGACAGAAAACCGUGCAUAAUUUUAUUAGCAACAAUAAUUUAUCGAAUAAAAGUACUUUUAGCGAUGCAAUGUUAAACAAUAAGGAAAACGAAAUGGAUGAUGAGACAGCCGCUGACGGUAAUUCGACAUUUUAUCGUCGUACCAUGUCGGAAAGUUUAGGCGAAAGUGAUGGUGCGUCCAAUAUACCAUCAUAUCAUCGCACAAACAUCAGCAAAACGGAGCUGAAAAUGUACCGUCGAGCCUAUUCCGAGGAUGUUCUUUCGUGCAGCUGUGAUGAUUUAGUCGUAAACAAGAGCGGCCGUCCAAAGCAAUUAGACUUGCUGCAAUCGAGUUCCGGGCUUCCAAUUGACAAUUUCAUCGAAAACCAGUUCAACACACCGAAAAAUCGUAAGCAUCCUUGUCCCACCAAUUUCAAGACGAAUCCCCUGUACAUCUCAUGCCGGGACGACGACAACUCAGCCGAUGCUAACGAUGUUGCAGAGAAAUAUGUGCCGAAAAUCAAUUUGACGUCAGUGUUUACGGUAUCACCGAAGGGAAACGAUUCAACCUUCGCGGAUACGUCAUCGCCCAGAUACACCGACCUACCAUCGGCCAGUGCAUUCACUUUCGAAAACAUAUCUCCGGUACUGUCGUCGACAUCGAUUUGUUCCGCCAGCGUUGUACACAAGUCAUUUUCGGCACCAACAUUUCCGCAUCAUCAUUCACCGGCACUGUCGCCCCGAUUUCUCAAAUCUGCUGCAAUUUUACGUCGACGCUCGCGACAUUUAUCGGACAGAUCAUCCGAACGAUCGUCGAUUGGUUCAGAUGAGCAACUAUCUGAUGAAGAUUUAGGUUGUGGGUUGGACAACGCGUACAGUCCAAUCAUAUCGCCGACGAAAACUGCAGCCAAACCAUUUCCGAAAAGUUAUUCGUUUGGUCGAAGAAGUUUAUUAGGAUCACUGGAAGAGUCACUGUUGCAACGUCGUUUUACGCCAAAGUUUUUGGUUCCGGGUUUUAAGGUCUUACUUGGUGCCUCUGGCGGAUUCUGUCCCACCCAAAUGACAAUACCAUCGGUAACAUGUUUCUAUGAAUUAAGUGGCCAAAGUUUGAGCACUCCAUACGUGUGUGAAAUAAAAAUGCCACGAAAAGGUUACUCAAUCCCCCGAAUGGGCACCGUUCAGGCAACUCUACUAAAUCCAUUGGGCAUGGUCGUUCGAAUGUUCGUCGUUCCAUAUGAUUUCCGCGACAUGCCGACAAUGUGUCAAACGUUCAUACGACAACGAAUUUUAGCUUUCGAUGAAAGUGCCGAGCCCGGAAGGAAUGUGAAAGAUCUGUCGGCCUGCGAGCAAAUGAAACUGUUGCGGUAUGCCAUACAUUUGCGAUUUCAAACAUCGAAAUCGGGUCGCCUUUUACUACACACCGAUAUUCGAAUGUUAAUAUCGCGUCGUACCGAUUGUGAUACAGCGGCCGCACACGCUAAAGGUACAUUAGAAUCGCCGAACGAGCUGAAGAUUGUUACUGUCGUUCCAGAACAGCCGAAAUUCAGUCCCCGAUUGGACAAUAAGGUCUAACCAUUUUAGGUUGACAAAUUAUUCAGUUUUUUUUUUAUUGUUCUCUCCCCGUCAAUGUCGAUUUAUUAUUUCUUCGGAAUUAAGUUUACAAAUUAGCUGUGUUUGUUGCUGAAAUCUUCGUUUCUUUUAGUUUAAAUAUUUUACUUGAAUUUAUCAAUGUAAAUUGCUACAUCGGAAUUAGCAAUUUUUUUUAGUAAUUUUAUUUUUGUGAAAUUUAAAUAAAAAAUUAAUUUUCAACACGACA